Molecule: messenger RNA, 1452 nt
Organism: Salvia hispanica
Lineage: Eukaryota; Viridiplantae; Streptophyta; Magnoliopsida; Lamiales; Lamiaceae
Source: RefSeq, a predicted model, not a curated record
AUGAAGAGCCAAGAGUCUAUGCUUGAAGCAUGGGAGAGAUUCAAUGCUUUGUUGAAGAAGUGUCCCAACCAUGGGCUAUCUCUGGGCCAUCAAGUGAGCCUUUUCUACAAUGGAUGCUCGGAAUUCAUCAAAAGUCAACUAAACUUUGGCUCCGGGGGGUCAUUUUUGGGCAAGGGGGUCGAUGAGUUCAAGAAGAUGCUUCAAAGGCUUGCCUUCACUAGUAAGGGUUGGAGCGCAAAUCGAGAUGGUUCAAUGCCAGUAGCUUCGGUAGUUGAUGCGGAUGCCGUUAACCUUCUCUCCCUACAAUUGAUGAUGUUGAAUCAAAAGGUGGAUGACCUUAGUUUGGGGGUGGCACCCAUUGGAGGGCCUCAACCGCCCGUUGAAGAUGUCAAUUAUGUACACCAAGGGGGUAAUCCAAGGAAUUUCAACAAUUAUCGCCUUAAUAAUGGGGGUGGUAAUUAUCAAGGCUACCGCCCACCCUUCAAUGCGCAUCCAAACUUCUCAUAUGGAAAUCCAAGUAAUGCUAUCCAACCAUCUCCAUCUCCAUCUCCCGGAUUUGGAGCAUCAAGUGGGGCCACCAAUGUACCUAGCCCCUCAAAAUCUUCGAGUGAUGUCACAAAUGAGCUUCUAAAAGCUCUCAUGGAGAAGACCGAUGGGAUAAUGACACACUCCACCAUGAGAAUUGAUAAAGUUAAAACGGCGGUAGUGGAGGUCACCACAAGAUUGGGGGCUUUAGAGCAUCGAGUUAGUCAAAUUGCUCAAGCCGUUGGAAAAAUACAUCAACCGGGGCAAUUUCCAAGCACUACAAUUCCAAAUCCGAAAGAUUGCAAGGCAAUCUACUUGAGGAGUAGGACAAGCUAUGAGAGUCCUCCUAUGCCCGAAGUGGAAACUAAGGAAGUCCCGGAAGAAAAGAAAGAAGAAGAGGAAAUAGAGGUGGAGUCACAUAAUAUGCCACCCGAGAUUCAUCAUGAAGCAAAUGCUCCUUCCAAUCCAAAAGAGGUUAAAAUUUCUUUCCCUAAAGUGGUACAAAAGAAGAAAUUGGAUGAGAGGUUUGCGAAGUUCCAUGAGAUCUUCAAGAGGGUGCACCUCAACAUACCUCUCAUUGAGGCACUCCAACAAAUGCCCGGUUAUCUCAAAUAUUUGAAGGAGAUUAUGUCCAAGAAGAAGAAGAUGGUUGAUUAUGAAACCGUGAACUUGACCGAGAAUUGUAGUGCAAUUAUCCAACAAAAGAUGCCGGCAAUGAUGAAGGAUCCGAGGAGCUUCAACAUCUCUUGUGUGAUAGGGAAUGAUAGGCAAACUAAGGCCUUGUGUGACUUGGGGGCAAGCAUAAAUCUUAUGCCCUUAAGCUUCUUCCGGAAGUUGAAGUUUGGUGUCUUGAAGCCGAUCACCAUCACCCUUCAAAUGGCGGAUAAGUCCGUCAAGUUCCCCAAUGGAAUCUUGAAAAUGUCUUAG